Temnothorax curvispinosus is the source of this 875-nucleotide messenger RNA. Its product is annotated as UPF0389 protein CG9231. The coding region runs from base 62 to 481 and encodes 139 amino acids. The record is from RefSeq and is a predicted model, not a curated record. Lineage: Eukaryota; Metazoa; Arthropoda; Insecta; Hymenoptera; Formicidae. The transcript is spliced from 3 exons.
AAUAAGUUUAAAUACAUUACAAUCUUAUUCUAUUAAUAUAUCAAUUAUUUUCCUUCACAGAAUGUUGUCGAGGCAGUUUGCUCGUAAUGUUCAAUUGCGUGUAACAACACGUUGCUUUACUCGUAGCAAUGUUAUACGAGAAACUAAUAAAGACAAAAUUCCUGCACAAAAAAGCAGUGAAAAUGAUGGUGUGAUAGGAUCACGCAUGCAUCGUGUAAGUGAUUUUGACAAGAGAAUGCUAGUUUGGGUAAAACGAUAUCCAAGCGUUGCAGAUGUUCCUAAGGAUGUUACAGAAGACUGUAUACUUUCUGCAAGAAAUAAAGCACGAAUCAAGACCUGUAAUUAUAUGAUUGCUUUUACCCUAAUUGGUUGCCUAAUCUCUGUAAUACUUGGUAAAAGAGAUGCUGCAAAAGGAGAAAAUUUAAUUAAACAACGAGAUGAUUGGCUUCGGGACCGAUUGGCAGAAGAUAAAAAUAAAUAGAUAUAUAAAUACUCAGGGAAUGUAGAAGUCUUUAGGAUAUAUUUUCUGAGAAGCCCAGACGGAUAUUAUAUUAUCGACUGUCAUUAUUUUAAAAUGAUAUUUCCACAUGAUAUUUCUCACAAAACAAUUAAAUAUUUCGUUUCGAUCGCUUUAAUGAUUUGUACUUGUAAUAUACAAGGCUGUUAAAAACGACAAUCUUUCGUAACAACAAAGCAAUAAGAUACAUUUUAUGUAUGUACAGAUAUUUACUCUGUAAAAUUAUGUAUUUUAUUUACAUUUAGAUCAUCGAUUUAUAUAUACUGUAUGUAAUGAAUGUCUGAUUCUCAUUAUUAGAUUUAGUAAGCAUUUCAAUUGCUUGUACAAUAUAAAAUAUCUAAAUAUACAGUCUCAAUAA